Messenger RNA from Ooceraea biroi (clonal raider ant), 3707 nucleotides. RefSeq lists its product as uncharacterized. Lineage: Eukaryota; Metazoa; Arthropoda; Insecta; Hymenoptera; Formicidae. The record is from RefSeq and is a predicted model, not a curated record. Gene Ontology annotation, cellular component: membrane.
GCGUUUUCCGCGAGUCGUCCGCUCGCACGACGAGUCGCCUCGACUCCGUCGUCGCUGCUCGCCGUCGCUUCGCUGACACACGAGACGGAUGUUUCGUUUCUUGCUUUUCUUCCCUUUCACGGCUCCUUUCAGCUCGCAUGUUUGGUAAUGUUCAGUUUCAAUACCUGGCAAAUCUGGAAUACAUCGUGAUAGGUGGAACACCAUAGUUUAUGGAAAUCUCAUGGACGGUUCCUGUCGAACUUUGAAAGUAUGAGUAAUUAGAUACGCCUAAGUUUUCAUAGUGGCUCAUUUUCUUAUGAAUGAAGUAAGCAAUAGUAGGAGCAACACUGAUAACGCCAUAUUCAGGACAGUGUAUUUGGUAUAGUUUUAUUUUACAUGUGUUGUUGUUAGUGCAGCAUUUAUGUCGUAUAUAUCAAAUUAUUUUCAGCGAAAUUAUUAUAUUAUUGUUUGAUAGUAUAAAGAAUAAAUAUAUAUCAUUACUAAAGAUAAAGUUAUCUACGUUAAUAUAAUAUAUAAAAACAUGCUAGAUCGUUUUAUAAGUUGCAUGUGAAGCGCUCUGAAGUUAUCUAAAAAUUGGAGAUAAGAAUGACUAGAAUUACUUCUCUAUGUUGUGGAUUUUUUAAUAAUUUAAUUAAUUUCAUUUUUUAAUUUAUUAAUUUUUUAAUAAAUUUCUAAAUACAAAAGAAUUGAAUCCGAUAUCGUCGAGUGAUCGUACGUUUUUCAUUAUACAUGUUACAAAUAUUUUAGCAGCGAAUGAAAAUUCUUAUUCACCCUAGUUGUCAAUCAGCGCUCCUGUUUAAUAGAUUUUCGGCACAUCUUCAGUGCAUCGUACCUUCCGCAUUGCGGAAAGCGUGGCUAUAUACUAACGUGCCAGAUAAUACGCAACGAUUUGCUCGAAACGUACGACAAUAUCGUAACAACAAUCUGAGCAACUGAUAAUUAUCUGAUCGCAACCCCCCUGAUAUUUCACACGUAUACAUAUCACAAAAAAAUUAAUUAAAAGAUUAAUCAAAGUAACCACAGACGUGCGCGCGCGCAAAACGAUCGCAAGGAUUGAGCCUUCGUCGUUAAGCCUGCGAUACACAGGAAAAAGUAACGUGCGCAGACACAACGUGUAACACAAGUAACAAUGAUCCGAGAUAACUUGUCCCGUGGCGAACUGACGCGUGUCGCGUGGAGGAGCACGGUAUGGCGGUUGACAUCUUGGACGAGGAUCACCUCGCCGUGAGCGCGAUCGUGACCGUCGGCAUGCAGCUGAUCUUCUUCGCGAUCGCGGCCACCUUCCAGAUGGACAAGCUCACCGACUUUGCCGGCGGCACCAACUUCAUCAUCCUCGCCCUCCUCACUUUCUUUCUCGGUCAAGUGGGCAAGACGUACGACAGUCGUCAAGUUAUGGUGACCAUAUUUGUGUGCUUAUGGGGCGUACGACUCUCCGGAUACCUCUUGUACCGAAUUAUCAAAAUAGGCCGCGACAAGAGAUUCGACGAUCGGCGCAGCAACGUCAUCCGUUUCGCCGUCUUCUGGACAUUUCAGGCUGUGUGGGUGUACGUUGUCAGUCUACCUGUGAUAAUAAUCAAUUCUCCACGCCACAAAAUACCGCCCGCUCCGAAAACGAUGACGACCCUCGACAGUGCGGGCACCGGUCUCUUCUUGAUUGGCUUGCUAGCCGAGACUUACGCCGAUCUCCAAAAGUUCGCUUUUAAGCAGGAUCCAGUGAACAAUGGAAAAUGGUGUAACGACGGACUCUGGCGGCUGUCCCGUCAUCCGAACUAUUUCGGCGAGAUCGUUGUCUGGUGGGGAAUUUUCAUAAUAUCUUUAAACGUGAUCGAGGGAGCGGAGUGGGUGGCUAUCGCCUCUCCAAUAUUCACGACGCUCAUUAUUCUAUUCCUGUCGGGGAUGCCGUUAUUGGAAAAGGCAUCCGACGAGAGAUAUCGGGACAACGCCGAGUACCGCUACUACAAGCAAUCCACGUCGCCGCUGAUACCGAUACCGCCGUCUAUCUACGUGGAGGUGCCGCGCUUCCUCAAGUUCAUCCUGUGCUGUGAGUUUCCCUUGUACGACUCCCUGGACGUGAAACCGCGAGCGGCCGUCACCGAGUCGACGUCCAUUAGUCUGGCCGCGUCCACGUAGCUGUAGCCACACGCCGGACGAACGAAUUCCGAGUCCGGCGUGCAGUCGACGGCCGCAGCAACGACCAGUACAGCCUUCUGAACGCCUCCUUACCUCUCAAUCGCGCGAAUGCCCCACGUUGAUUAAUUCGCAAAUAUUCAAUUUCAACUCAACCGAUGCGAUUUCCUCUUUAAAAACGCGAUGUCGGCAUCACGAGAGAUCCAGUUCUCGAUCGAGCAAGUUUUCUGGCACGUGGGCGUGAUUUGAAGCGAGUUCUUCCUCAAGGUGGGAAAAGGCUUAAAAAAGUAUUAUUAUUUUUGUAAUUAAAAAUGUAUAUUCUUCCUGGCAUUAAGCACAACUAUAUAUCGGCGGCUUUUUGUAUAGGAUCGAUUAAUGAACGAAAAAAAAGAAAAUUAUUUUUAUAGCGAUAUUGUAUGGAAGUACCAAUGUAAAAAAGUAAGUUUGUUGACCAAUUCGAGCAUUGUUUCUAUACAAUGAGUCAUUGAUAGCGAUUUAAUUAGCGAUUAGACGGCAAUUCUAUUUCUAUACGUAUUUAAAUGUUUUUUUUCUUUCAUCUACGAAAUCGAAUGGGAGAGAUGAAUAUAUAAUCUGAAUAUCUAAGAUAACGUUCAGAUUUAAAAAAAAAUUCGUGUUAAAGUGUUACUAUAUAACUUGAUGGUCAACCGCUGCACGCGUUUUAAAUUGCAUGAACAAACGAUACGCUAUAUUAUCGUACAAAUAGUUUCUGAUGAAAUAAUUUAGGCGAUUAUUCUCCAUGUUUGUUGUUAAAUAAGAGAAAGAACGUGUACCUUAAAUAUUGCAGAAACUAAAUUUAAAUAUUCAAAUACCGUACCGUUGGCUCGUUCUUAAUGUUAAUUUCUAAAAGACGAUCUGCAGUAGUUAGCGUUUGAUACUGCGGAUUUGUCAAAGUAAAGUAAUUGGCAGGUACGUAAACAGACAUUGUAGAAAAAAAAGGAAGUGUACACAGUAUUUUCAUUCUUGCAGUGAGUUACGGAAUAAGCAAUAUCGUCGCGGAGAACUUGUGGCAUAAAAUUGUCAUUCACAUGUGUUGUAAUCGGUUCCGUUAGUACACGUAGAAAGCUUACGAAGAAAUUUUAGAAGCAAGAGAAAUGUGAUGCGUCUCGUUUUCCUUUCGAUAGAUUGGCUCAUUGGUCAAAUCAUUGAUACCCAUGAUAGACACAGGAUCAUAGGACAAUUAAGAGACAAGGUAUUUCAGUUUAGCUGUGUUAAAAUAAUAGCAAACGAAAUCAAAUCGCAGUACAUGAUAGUGCCGCAAUAUAACGUUGAUUGCAGAUACGCAUGCGAAAAUCGAGAAACUACCGUCUUAUUAGUGUUCUGUUACUAUUUAGAGCCAAAUUCUUCGACGUUCGUUAACUUUAAUCGUAUAAUUAGUUGUCUUUUAGGUAUAAAGUGUCAACUAGUUGACAUGACUUUCCUGUAAAAAUUCUAAACAACGGAUUUGCCCGACUAUUGUCGUUACGACUCUUGUCAUUGGAAUUUCAAUUAUAUUAUUGGAUUGUAGCAAUAUUAAACAUAUCUCUGUGCCGAAUAAACAUCCUUAGGAUAUCCGAGAAAAA